Rubroshorea leprosula is the source of this 529-nucleotide messenger RNA. Lineage: Eukaryota; Viridiplantae; Streptophyta; Magnoliopsida; Malvales; Dipterocarpaceae. The record is from the annotation of a GenBank genome assembly.
UACUCUUCUUUGGAGGCCAUGAUGAUUGCGAAGCCCUUGCUUAUGGCUCACGCAUGGCGGAGCACCCUGGUAUCAGCCUUACCGUAAUUCGUUUCUUGCCAUCCCCACAAAUUUCAGGGGAGAUUGUAAGGGAAGAGAUCAAAUCUUCAACAAGAUCAAUCAAUGAGCAAAUUCUAGCAGAACACAAGGAGAAAAUUCCAAGUAACGGUUCAAUUAAUUACGAAGAAAGAGUAGUGAGAGAUGCAGCAGAAACAAUGGAAAUAGCGAAAGAAUUCAGCCAAUGCAAUCUUUUCCUGGUGGGGAGAACGCCUGAGGGUGAGGUAGCUGCAAAAUUGAAUGUAAAGAAUGAUUGUCCUGAACUAGGGCCUGUAGGCAGCAUGUUAACAUAUCCUGAAUUCUCAACUUCAGCAUCAGUUUUGGUGGUGCAGCAGUAUAACAAUAAUUCUCCUCAUGCUUCUCUUCCUCCUCUGAUUUCCAUAAAGGUCGCAGAGGUCCCUGAGGGAGAUCAAGAAUCUGUUUGAUUGGCUUC